AUGAUAAUUCAGCCGGCAAAAAUCAAUCUAACUCAUCUUCAGACAGAAUGUCAGAACCCAUUAUCUUCCAAUUUGGAUGUCUUGACGACCCUUGAGAUCGUGCAGCUCAUGAACAAGGAAGAUGUUGGUGUGGUUAGUAGUGUGAGCAACUGUGUCAAUGAUAUUGCUGCUGCCGCCGAUGAUAUCUAUCCCCGAAUUGCUAGUGAUGGAAGAUUGUUUUAUGUUGGUGCUGGUAGCAGUGGUCGAUUGGGGGUUUUAGAUGCUGCUGAAAUUCCUCCUACGUUUUCUGCUUCACCAUCUCAGUUUGUAGGCAUUAUUUCAGGAGGCGAUCGCGCCAUCAGAAUCACCCAGGAAGGUGCCGAAGAUGAUGUUGAAAGUGCCAUUGCCGAUCUCAAACAUUACAACCUGUCACCGUUGGAUACAGUAAUUGGUAUUGCAUCCUCAGGACGAACACCUUAUGUGCUGAGUGCGUUAAACUUUGCCAAAACCUUUGGUUGUUUGACUGUAGGUAUUUGCUGUGUUAGCCCAUCGGCAAUGCAAGAAUGCGAUUUCAUUGAUCACCUAGUUGCGCCUGUAACGGGUCCAGAAGUUGUUACAGGCUCCACAAGAUUGAAGGCUGGAACUGCUACUAAGAUGGUUCUCAAUAUGCUUAGUACUACAAUCAUGGUGAAACUCGGAAAAACAUAUGGAAAUCUUAUGGUCGAUCUCAAGCCAAGUAACUUGAAGUUAAAAGAAAGAUCGAAAAAGAUAUUUAGAACUAUUUGUGGUACGAAAUUUUACAUUUUGAGUGAAAACGGUGGCACACGCAAAAUUUAUGUCCCGAACUCUGAUGAGGAUAAUGCUAGUCAAAUUGUAGGACAGCAUAUAGCGAGUUGUGAAAAUGACCUCAAACUUGCCAUAAUUGUUGGAAAGACUGGUCUCAACUUAGAAGAAUCUAAACGCUUACUGCAUAAUAGUUUAAACCGCCUAGGUUUAGCUCUUGGUUCUCACAGAACUAACUUCUUUGGUCCCAGAGAUCGGUCCAACGAUGAACAGUCCGAUAAUGAAUCUAUCUUCAGCACCAACUCUGAUGAUUCUGACGAUUCUUUGAGUUCGUCUAUAAUUUCUACGGCUAAUAGCGAGAAUUGCUCUCUUGUUCUUGUGGUUGAUGGCGGUGGGUCUAAGACUGCAGUCGUUAUUAAAUGCUCAAGUGGCAUCGAGGUUCAGUGUGAAACAGGAUCAUCUAACAUCGCCAGCUGUGGGGUGGAUGGUAUGAUUGAUGCAGUAGGGGCGGCAAUUCGUCUGGCUGUUUCUAAACUUCCUCCAUUUAUCACAGUAAUGAAUCCUAAGUCGCUCCAAAUUUUUGAUUCUGUAUGGAUUGGUAUCGCUGGAAUUUCCUCGACAAAGUACGAAAAGGUUUUAGACAGGUUUGAAGAGUUCUUGGGUCUCCCCCGUAACAAGAUUAGGCUUACAGGCGACUCAUCACUGUUGGCCGCUGUUUUGUCCUACAAGCCCGAAUAUGAAGCCGGUAUCAGCUUGGUUUCUGGCACUGGUUCAGGCGCAGUGGCUUACAAAUAUUAUGAUAAUCAAUAUGAAUGUCUAGGGAGAGCUGGUGGGUGGGGCUCCUACCUAGGUGAUGAGGGGAGCGGUUAUUACAUUGGCAUGCAAGCUAUCAAAGAUACCAUAGCUUAUCUGGAUCGGAAAAAACUGGGCCGGGUUUUGACGUCCUCCACCGUUCCCAAAAAGGGAAAGCUUGUUGAACUUUCAAAAUUUCAAAAAAAACUAAUUAGAUACAUGGGCAAUGAUGGUGGCGAUGAAGAUAUGUUUUUGACCGAUAUGAUAGAGUUCAUGUCCUCUAAUGAUAUUGAUAACAGCACUCGAAAGGCAAAGAUUGCUGAUGUUACUCGCAUUGUAUUUGAGGCCGCCUUUUCCGAGCCUCGCGAUGACAAAGCGUAUGCUAUUGCUCAAAAUGCAGCAUCAGUCCUUGUUAAAAAUAAUGUGUUACCCUUUACCGAAGAAGGUUUAAUUGAUCCGGGUCAGUCGUUGCUAAUCUUUGCUGGGUCUUUGUUGUGUAACGGGCCAUUUCAAGAUUUGGUUUUGGCUGCUCUCGAUCGCGAAGGAAUUCAUUUUAAGGGUAUUGAGGUAGUUGAACACCCGGCUCAAGUAGCAGCCAAAGGGUUGCUCUGUGAACUUUGA
Molecule: messenger RNA, 2175 nt
Organism: Sugiyamaella lignohabitans
Lineage: Eukaryota; Fungi; Ascomycota; Dipodascomycetes; Dipodascales; Trichomonascaceae
Exons: 1
Coding region: 1-2175 (724 amino acids)
Biological process (GO): peptidoglycan turnover; amino sugar catabolic process
Molecular function (GO): carbohydrate derivative binding; carbon-oxygen lyase activity; ether hydrolase activity
Source: RefSeq, a predicted model, not a curated record